AGAAGAAAGACUCGUUUUCAAAGUUGGGUGUAUCAUCACCAACCCCUGGGGGUUGGUCGAGGUCUCGAGGGGCAGGGCCUUGCAGUUGUUGGCACAGUGGAGGGUAAUAUCGUAAAAAGAGUAGACUAAACAUUGGAAGCAUCGAAUCCUCUAUACACGCACUUCAAAGAGAGAACCCACCACCAGACCAAAUCUAAUUCCUCUGUAAGAGACGAACGAACAUGGCGACGAGUAGUGCGGCUUCUUCUGUAGAUAUGGAAGACAUUCAGACCGUUGAUCUCAUGUCUGAGCUUCUUCGCCGUAUGAAAUGUGCUUCUAAGCCUGACAAACGUCUCGUCUUCAUCGGUCCACCUGGUUCAGGAAAAGGUACACAGUCUCCGGUCAUAAAGGAUGAGUUUUGCUUGUGCCAUUUGUCUACCGGUGACAUGCUUCGAGCUGCUGUUGCUGCUAAGUCCCCUCUUGGUGUUAAGGCCAAGGAGGCAAUGGACAAGGGAGAGCUUGUUUCUGAUGACUUGGUUGUUGGUAUCAUGGAUGAAGCAAUGAACAGACCCAAAUGUCAGAAAGGUUUCAUUCUUGAUGGGUUCCCUAGGACUGUGACCCAAGCUCAGAAGCUUGAUGAGAUGCUUAACAGAAGGGGAGCUCAGAUUGAUAAGGUGCUUAAUUUUGCGAUCGAUGAUUCUGUUCUGGAAGAAAGAAUUACUGGAAGGUGGAUUCACCCUUCGAGUGGAAGAAGCUAUCAUACUAAAUUCGCUCCUCCUAAAGUUCCCGGAGUUGAUGAUGUUACUGGAGAGCCAUUGAUUCAACGUAAAGAUGACAAUGCAGAUGUUCUUAGGUCAAGGCUAGAUGCAUUCCAUAAGCAGACACAACCGGUAAUUGACUACUACGCAAAGAAGGGUAAUCUGGUUAACAUACCAGCAGAGAAGGCCCCGGAAGAGGUUACGAAAGUGGUGAAGAAGGUUGUGUCUACAUGAAAACUGAAAUGAGUUUGAGAAUUGAGAUCUCUCUUUUUUUCUCUCUUAAAUAACUCUCCUGAGGUUUUUGUUUCCCAUCCCGAAUGUCUUUUGUCUUAAGAGCAACAUUUGCUGCAGUUUUGUGCAGUGUUUCACUAAGGUUUAUUGUUUGCGACUGGCAAUGUCAGGUGAGAAAAGGAAAAAAAAAAUGACAGAUAUGUUGGAACAUUGAAAACAUUAGAAUGUGAUAUGAACUUCAUGAUA
This is a messenger RNA of Camelina sativa (false flax), 1214 nucleotides long. RefSeq names its product Adenylate kinase family protein. Gene Ontology annotation, biological process: nucleobase-containing compound metabolic process. NCBI's taxonomy places the organism in Eukaryota, Viridiplantae, Streptophyta, Magnoliopsida, Brassicales, Brassicaceae. The record is from RefSeq and is a predicted model, not a curated record. Gene Ontology annotation, molecular function: AMP kinase activity; ATP binding.